AUAAGAGCUAUUCGUGAUACUUCCGAGAUAUUAAAAGGAAAAAAAUAUUUUAAUAAUGCAGUGCCAGAACCUUAAAGUUAUUAUUCACAUGCUGUCAUGUUAUAUUUACCUUUUAAAUAAUAUUAUUAGUGUAAGAAAGCACAAUAAUUGUUGUCAUUGUGCUAGUGAUUUUUCUUUUCUUUUUAAAAAAAGUGAAAGCCGGCAACGUGUCAGGGUCAGCAAAACGUUACAGAUAAAAUCUGGCUGAUCUCCCUUCUACAUUUACAAAGAGUCUGCGCAUGCGCGCGCUGCCACGACAGGCCGUGUUGUGCGUCUCUAUGGCAACAAUUGUUACAUGCUACUUUGAAGCUGAGGCCAGCAGAGGAUUAGAGCGAGCUGCUCUCUAAUGUACAGGUGCGCGAAGAGACCAGAGAUCUCUUGAAUAUAUAGGCCGGCUAAUGAAUUAUCAUUCAUUAUUUUUGCACUUAACGCGAGGCAUCACCAUACUAAAGUUUUGGAGGAGAAAGUGAAUAGAAAAUGAGUGAUUCUGCAGUCCAGAACACUCCAGAUGAGUAUGAGGAUGACUUUGAGAAAGACCUGGACUGGCUUAUCAGUGAGGAGAGCAAGAGUGAGGAACAGGAUCCUGACGAUGAUGACAUUGAAGCUCAGAUAGACAAAGAGCUUGAAGAAGAUGUACACAAACACAAGGAAAUGGCUGAUGAAGAAGCGUAUGAAAGGUGGCCAACGCCCAUGGAGCCAUUAGAGGGUGCGUUAGAUCCUGACAGGGACGACAUUGAAACUUCCCCACAUUUACAGAACGACGAAGACCUCGAUGAAGAAAAGAAAUAUAUUUUGGAUAAGAUUCAAGAGGCUAACAAACAACUCCAGGACCAGGAUCCACCAGACCAUGGCCGGCGCAGACGACUGCAGUUUAAAGACACUCUGGUUGACCUGGUGGUGCCUGCACAAGAGUUUGAUGCUCAAGAGAACAAUGAUGCCUCAUGUAGGGACUUAGAGGAAGAGCAAGAGGUGUCAGGACAAAUGGAGAGACUGAAGAUCUCUCCAAAAGAGGAGAGUGGGAUUGGAGAGCCUGAGGAUGAACAUAAUGAGGGAGUGAAGGAAGGACGGGUUUUGGUUGAAAAAGAUGGAAAGUUUGAUCUGGUGAGUCUAAAGGAGGUGGAAAGUCAAGGGUUGCUUCCUCCCUUGCCGGUUUCUCACAGCGACAAUCAGCGAGCAUCUUCACGGCAAAGUGAGUCUGGUCUCCAUCUCGGCAAGAGUCCUGUCUCCUCACCGAGGCAAAAUUCUAGCUCACCUUUCCCCCCUGGCACUGAGACGCUAUACAUUCCCAAACCUCCACCGAAGCACCGAAAUAGACCUAGUUCUGCAAGACCGUCCCAAAGGGGAGCAUGGGUUCAUGGCAACAAGCGCAGGGUCCAGUCUGCAAAUGGAGCUCCUUCUCAUGCCACUUUCACUCUGUCAUCACAGCAGAAAGAAUUACUGGCCAAACUUCAGCAGCGGAGAGAGAGGCAAGCGAAAGAGGAUGAGCUGAAGAAAAAAGAGGAAGAGGAACAGAAGCGUCAGGAAAAUGAGUUAGCCUUCCGAUCAUGGCUUAUGAGGAAAAGAGAACAGCUGCUGGAGGAGAGGAGAGUUCAGAAAGCCCAGGAAAUGGAAAGGAUGAACUUUAGGAGAGACUGUGGUGAUCCAGAGGAGGCCUAUAAAAAUUGGCUCCAGAAAAAACAGGAACAGCAGUUCAAAGACAAGCAGAUAGAGGAGAUGAAGAGACUGGAAAAGGAGAGCGGCUUUUGUCUGCACAGCCGAGAGGAGAGUGAGAAGGCCUUCAGAGAGUGGCUAAAACGAAAGCGUACAGAGAAAAGAACAGAACAGCAGGCAGCUCGCGAGCGCUCGCGCAGACUCAUGCUGGAAGAGCGCAGAGCGAGACGCAUGCAUGACCUCCACUGCACUGUCAAUGAGAUCAAACCCUUUCGAUUCAGUGACCCCUAUGGAUACCGCUACUGAUCACCUCAUAACAUACACACCUGACCGUUGUUACAACCAGGAUCUAAACUGAAGGUCCUCAAGUUCAGCAAUCACUGUUGUUACUGCUUCAAGAGACACCUAUUCAUCUGUAUCUAUUACUGUUCUAUUGAACUUCUCAAAGUUCCGUCGUCUCAUCUCCAUGAUACAGUGGAUGAAAGAACAUGUGGUUAGGAACACAACAGGAGAUCUCUUUUAUUAAUUUUCCAUUCAUCCUUUUUCAAUAUACUGAGAUCAAACAGGUGCUUGAGUGGAUAUCCCUGUUCCAACAGCUUUAGGCACUUAAAAUAAUUGCUACUCCAAGAUGAUUUAAUGGAGUUUUGCGUAACUGCUGAAUCACCAGAUAUUCUCAUUUUUUGUUUAGCUGGCCAUCCUGUAGUGUGCUACACAGCUGCUGCAGUCUGCAGGGACAAUAUUAAUGCAGCAGUUCAGGCCCAAAGCUACAGAUCUAUGAUCUGUAUGUGGGCAAUUGACAUAAAAUGCUUUGGAAAAUGUCUAUAAUUUAUCUAAAACUAUUUUAAAUAGCAUUUGUUUAAUCAUUAUUUUACAUGGAUCUUUUAUGACAUCAUUUUAACUGAGAAACUAUGAAAUAUAUUUACUUUUAAAAUAUAUUUAAUAAUUACAGGAUCAUAAAAAAAUCUAGGAAAGGCAAAAUAGUUUUUUAAAUAAAAAAAGAUAUACACUUUGCCUUACUGAAUGUUGAUGAAAAGCUUAUAGACAGUCCUUGUCUGAUGUGCAUGAUGUGCAUUUUUUUUUUUUUUUUAGAUAUAUUGAUAUUGUACUUAAGGUAAAAGUUUAACAUAUUUACAGAAAUCAAGACAGAUCUAAAAAUAAAAAUAAUUUUGAAAAACAAUCCCAAAACCUUCCUCAAAAUAAAAAUAUAAAACAAAAA
Messenger RNA from Carassius gibelio (silver crucian carp), 2905 nucleotides. It is a transcript of the gene ccdc181, whose product is annotated as coiled-coil domain containing 181. The coding region runs from base 517 to 1995 and encodes 492 amino acids. Gene Ontology annotation, molecular function: microtubule binding. NCBI's taxonomy places the organism in Eukaryota, Metazoa, Chordata, Actinopteri, Cypriniformes, Cyprinidae. The record is from RefSeq and is a predicted model, not a curated record. The transcript is spliced from 7 exons.